Molecule: messenger RNA, 2849 nt
Organism: Mercenaria mercenaria
Lineage: Eukaryota; Metazoa; Mollusca; Bivalvia; Venerida; Veneridae
Exons: 4
Coding region: 140-571 (143 amino acids)
Source: RefSeq, a predicted model, not a curated record
AGUAAAAUUAUCGAUUCACAAGAAAGGCAGUAUUCACAACCGGUAUUUUGUGAAAUAAAAAUAAGAGAUUUUGGCAGAAAAGGGAAUACACGAAAUUCAACAGCAUUUCUGGAGUUUAAAGAAUCAAGGUGAUAUAAAAAUGGCUUCGAUAAAAUAUGUGUGCAUAUCUUUAAAUGUUUUUCUUCUGUUUAUAUAUGUAAAUUCCAACGUUUUACGGCCUAACAAAGAGAUAAAUGGAAUUAUAACAUCACCAGAUGCUGAUGUUAAGGACAACCGUUGGUAUGACGACGACACUGUCAGUGAGAUUAACAGCUACUUAAAGUUUGAUGACAGUGGAAUGUUAAGGUUGAAAGAUACAAACACCCACAGCAUGGGGAACAUGCACCAGCAUAAUCAAAUCAGAUCUAUUCACCACUUUGCAAGACAUAAUCUCUGCAGAAAUAACAAAGGAAAAGUACGAUUUUACAGAGCUCUGAAAAACAAGCUUUGCAACGACCCCAAAAAUAAGACGAAUAUACUAUUAGAGGACGGUUAUAUAGACCAUCAUGAAAGGAAUUAUUAUGACGACUGAAGAGCACUUUCUUCACUGCAAGAUCGUUUCUACAUGGUUUAGUUCAUAUCAAGGCCUAUACAGGAUAAACGAUUCUUUGUACUAAACAUCAAGUAAAUGAAAUAUAUAUUUCUAACAAGAAAUACGUCUGAUGACGGAAAGCAGUGGAGAGUUAUAUAACUGUGAUAUUUUAAACAGAAAAAAAAACUUUCAAAUUUGCAAAGGUAUUUUGAUAUUUAUAUACACUGUAGAAUUCUCACUGCUAUUCUUUGCUUACACUAUAUUAUCCACUGCAGUUUUAGUUGCAAUGUUCCAAAAUGCGAACGUUGGCAUAAAUAAGGUUGUAUUUAUAUUUGUUGUGAGUUCUUAAAUGUAGUUAAUCAGGUGCCCGCUCGUGAUGAAAUAAUGCACGGAGGGGCACCUGGGGGUCUUCCUCCACCAUUAAAAAAGCUGGAAAGUCGCCAUAUGACCUAUCAUGUGUCGGUGCGACGUUAAAUCCACCAAAAAAAAAAGAUUUUAGUAAAUAUUUUUCAGAUCUUAACCAGCUGAUCAUUUACACUAAAUUCUGUUCACCAAGUUCUUAAUACCCGUCACAUUUUCACUGGGAAUUCUUUUAAAAUUUGAUUUUCCUUAUUCUGUUUGCCCAAUCAAGACAUCGUUAUUUAGGCACGAGUAUAAGUUGAAUAAACAUAUUUUGCCAAAGGAAUAAUAUGAAUAUAAGCACUAAUGUAUUAAAGUUGUCAAAGAUUUCCAUUGACAAAUACAUAUUUUGCGAAAUUUAAUUAGAAGUGCAAGUUCAUUGAAUUAUAACUACCUCCAUUGUAUGAAUCCAUUUAUCUUCAAUCUGUCUUGGUUGCGCAACCAAGAUAGACAAAAGGAGGUAAUAAUAAUAUUUUAAACUUGCAUUUCUUUUUUGGCAAAAUAUGUACUUACCGAUGCAAAUCUUUGACAACUUUAAUACAAUAUUGCUUAUAUUCAUAUUACUGCUUAGGCAAUGUAUGUUUAUUUAAUUUAUAUUUAUGCUAAAAUAACACUAUAUCGGUUGGGCAGCCAAAUCCAUUGAAAAUCAGACGGGUACUAAGAACUCGGUGAACACAAUUGAGUGUAAAUGAUCAGUUAGUUAAGUUUUGAACAAAUCCAUUUGUUGACCAAAAUCUGAUUAACCACCUUUAAAUUUCCAAGUUAUAACGUUUAAGGUUUAAAUAUUGCUUGCAUACUUGUGUUAUUCGUCUAUUUGGUUCAGUAUUAAACAAUUUACUUGUUGUAAUAAGAGUAAAAAUGUGUUUUGUUAUGAUAAGGGUAAAAAGGUGUUUUGUUAUAAUAAGGGUAAAAGUGUGUUUUGUAAUGAUAAGGGUAAAAAGGUGUUUUGUUAUGAUAAGGGUAAAAAAGUGUUUUGUUAUGAUAAGGGUAAAAAAGGUAUUUUAUUAUGAUAAGGGUAAAAGGGUGUUUUGUUAUGAUAAGGGUAAAAAAGGUAUUUUAUUAUGAUUAGGGUAAAAGGGUGUUUUGUUAUGAUAAGGGUAAAAAGGUGUUUUAUUAUGAUAAGGGUAAAAGGUGUUUUAUUAUCAUAUUAUCGCCAGUAUUAUGAUUAUUAUAAAUGAGUCGUGCCAUGGGAAAUCCAACAUAGUGGCAUAGCGCAUCCGCGCAGUCUGGUCAGGAUCCAUGCUGUUCGCUAACAGUUUCUCUAAUAGCAGUAGGCUUUGAAAGCGAACAGCAUGGAUCCUGACCAGACUGCGCGGAUGCUAUGUUGGUUUCCCCGUGGCACGGCUCAAAUCAACAGGUCUUUAACCAGCAUAUAAUAUUUCACUUAUUUGUUUAAGAAUAACACAAACUUUUAUUUUGCUUACAUAUUUGAAUCAUAUACUCUGCUUUUGCCAAAAGUACUCUUAAAUAAAUCAGAUGAUACAGUAUUAAAUGAGAUUUUUUCUCAAAUCAAUACAAACCGGCGAAAGGAAUUAUUUUGGAAAAGGUUAGCUACGUAUGUAGUUUUAAUACCCUCAUAUACAUAAGUGACGUAUUUUCAUAACAAUACAACAUGCUUUGUCAAUAUUUGUAGUAUUAUAUUGUUUGUAAUGUUGCACCCAAAUAACCAUAUAUUGUGCAAAAAAGAGGAUAUAUUUUCGUCUUUUCAUGUCCUAUAAUGCUGGUAUUAGACAUCAUGCUUUAUUGACUUUCAUUUGUUUAUUUAAAAGCUUUAUUGUUUGUACGUUUCAUUAAAGUUAUAUUAUUUGUAACAUUCCGUCCAAGAUGUCUCUUGUAAAUAGAAAUAUUUAACGAUAUGUUUGCUUGAAAUAAAACAUUG